This is a messenger RNA of Pipistrellus kuhlii (Kuhl's pipistrelle), 812 nucleotides long. RefSeq names its product cortexin domain containing 1 (gene CTXND1). Lineage: Eukaryota; Metazoa; Chordata; Mammalia; Chiroptera; Vespertilionidae. The transcript is spliced from 3 exons. Bases 211 to 390 code for a protein of 59 amino acids. The record is from RefSeq and is a predicted model, not a curated record.
CCAGGGGCACCCGGCCCCCCCGCGUCCCCGCGCCCCGGACCCGCGCCAGCUCCGCCCGCGCCUGCUCUCCGAGGGAACGGACGCUGCUCUCAGCCGCUGCCAGCUGCCAUGUGCAGCCACUGCCCCUCCCUCCCGCAGCAGCCCCACCCGGCGUGCCAGCCCACGCCCUGGCCCCUAUGAAGAGGGCCGGAAGAUGCUCCGCCGGCCGCGAUGGAGGAGCCCACGCCCGAGGCCGUCUACGUGGACGUGGACAAGGGGCUGACGCUGGCCUGCUUCGUCUUCCUCUGCCUCUUCCUCGUGGUCAUGAUCAUCCGCUGCGCCAAAGUCAUCAUGGACCCCUACAGCGCCAUCCCCACGUCCACCUGGGAGGAGCAGCACCUGGAUGACUGAGGGGCCCGCCCACAGCGGGGGACGCGGCUCCCGGAGCGGGGGAGCCCCCCUCAGCCUCGCCUGCUCCCACGGGCGCAUCCGAGUGACGUGCUCGGGUGCCCCAGGGGUUCCAGUUUGAGAAACGCAGUGACUAUGGGGCGGUCACCAUAGUGACACCACCGUGGCCUCCUUUGGGGGGCUCCCUGCCCAUCAGAUGCAAACUGGCCCUGGAGGCAGGGGGAGCCCCCAGUGAAGCCGCCCCUCCAGGGGGCCACUGUGAAUGGGGGUGACGGGGGACGCCCCCCAAAAGCCCCCCAGAGGGCACGGGGACUGCUUCCCGGCUGCAUUUUUUAAAAACGAACACAGAGGGGUUUAUUUUUCUGCUGCCGAUGAGGGGUGCGUUUUAGAAGUUUGGGGGGGAAAUACAGAAACGUGGAACCCCG